Pyrus x bretschneideri (Chinese white pear) is the source of this 795-nucleotide messenger RNA. RefSeq lists its product as uncharacterized. The transcript has 2 exons. The record is from RefSeq and is a predicted model, not a curated record. NCBI's taxonomy places the organism in Eukaryota, Viridiplantae, Streptophyta, Magnoliopsida, Rosales, Rosaceae. The coding region runs from base 1 to 795 and encodes 264 amino acids.
AUGGCUAUUGUAUUGAGUUAUGUGGACAAGAAUGGGCAUGUCCUCGAGUGUUUUAUUAGCAUUGAGCAUGUUAUUAGUACCGCUGCUUUCUCACUCAAGGAAACCAUUGAUGAGGUAUUUUCUAGGCAUAAAUUGAGCAUGUCUAGGUUGUGUGGGCAAGGUUACGAUGGGGCCAGCAAUAUGCAAGCGAAUAAUUUAUUGGAUUCCAUGCAAUCGUUUGAUUUUGUGCUUAAUCUACACUUGAUGAAAGAUAUACUAAGAAUAACCAAUGAAUUGCCACAAGCAUUGCAAAUGAAGGAUCAGGAUAUUGUAAAUGCCAUGAAGUUGGUUGGAGUUUGUAAGCAAAGGUUGGAGAUGAUGAGGAAAAGUGGUUGGGGUUCAUUACUUGGUGAAGUCUCUGAAUUUCAUCUUAAACAUGAUAUUGAUGUGCCUAAUAUGGAUGAUAUGUUUCUUUCCCAAAGGCGAGGGCAACGAAAAGCACAAGCAGUCACAAAUAUGCAUCAUUAUUGUGAUGAGAUAUUUUAUGUUGUUUUGGAUUCGCUGCUUCAAGAACUAAAUAAUCGUUUCAAUGAGACCAACACUGAGUUACUUCUUUGUUUGGCAUGUUUAUGUCCAGCCGGCUCCUUCUCUGCUUUUGAUAGCCAAAAGCUAUUGCGACUUGCCCAGUUUUAUCCUAAGGACUUCUCUAUGAAUGAACUGGUGAUACUUAAUAUUCAACUUGAGACUUACAUUGUGAAUAUGCGGUCUAGCAUUGAGUUCUUAGGUUUAAAAGAGAUUGGAGAUCUUGCAAAUUAA